Capsicum annuum is the source of this 2016-nucleotide messenger RNA. Its product is annotated as OVARIAN TUMOR DOMAIN-containing deubiquitinating enzyme 11. The transcript is spliced from 9 exons. The record is from RefSeq and is a predicted model, not a curated record. The coding region runs from base 797 to 1552 and encodes 251 amino acids. Gene Ontology annotation, molecular function: cysteine-type deubiquitinase activity. NCBI's taxonomy places the organism in Eukaryota, Viridiplantae, Streptophyta, Magnoliopsida, Solanales, Solanaceae. Gene Ontology annotation, biological process: protein deubiquitination.
UAUUAAAUUUUCAUAUGAAUUUAGAUGAAUGUUGAUGUUAAUUAAGAUAAUGUAAUCAAUGAAUUCAAAUGUCUGACAAUGUAUUGGUGUUAAAAAUAUUAUAAAUCAUCGUAGAAUUAUGUACUUUAUAUAAUAAUAUGUUAGAAGUGCGAAUGGAUUAUCAUAUUUAUUAUUUCAAAUUGAAAAAGAAAAUUUAACAAAAAAUCAAUUGCCGUGAUCCUAUUAGGACUGGAUUGGGCCAUACAUUUUAAGGCCUGAAGGAUCAACCCGUCCUGACCUAUUAAAUUCUUUGGCCCAUAAGUAUUGGACUGAAUUGAAUUGGACCAGCUCAUUUUUUGACAGUUAUGCCACCAAAUGACAGUUCAAGGUAUUUCAUGUAACCAUAAAAAAGAUACCAUAAAAUACAAUAACUUUUAGAAAACAAUCAAACAUAUUCCCGUACCAUCCCGAAACCACCAUCCAAACAGGCACAAAGGAGACCCGCUUAAAUUCAUGAAUGGUGCAGCGUCUUCCUUUUUGAAGAGUAAAAUGAUAGACAAAUUUUAGUUUGAGGAGGUAACAUCUUUUCUUACUAAAAUGGUGAAUGACUUGUAAUCCAAGUGUUCCGACCUCACAACUCACGAGACUCCCCUACCCAACUAACUCUUCGCUUCCACUACUAGCCCACCCCUCUCCCUUUUCUUGAAUCAAAAUCAAAUCCCAUCAUUGCUUUCUUUUUCUUGUAAUCAAAUCUACCCUUUUCCUUCACUGGGCCAAAAGGUCUAUACUUGUAUCUGGAGUUGUUGUUGAUCGUAAUAUGACUGAACAUUAUGGCAACUCAAGAGAAAGUUCGAGUUCUGCGUCUAGCUUGAAUAGCAGUUUACAAGUUACUGAGGAUGAUCAUGCCAUUGCCAAAAUAUUGGCUGAAGAAGAAGAAAUUGCUUCGAGGUAUGGGGGAAAGCUUGCGAAGAGACUCUCUCAUUUGGACUCCAUCCCGCACACUCCAAGGGUUAUUGGGCAGAUCCCCGAUCCUAAUGAUGCCACACUUGACCACGGGAGGCUGUCUAGCAGGUUGGCAGCAUAUGGACUUGCUGAAUUUCAAAUUCAAGGAGAUGGGAAUUGCCAGUUUCGAGCCCUUGCAGAUCAGUUGUAUCAUAAUCCGGAGUAUCAUAAGCAUGUGAGAAAGGAGGUUGUCAAACAGCUUAAGCAUUUCAGAAAGUUUUAUGAAAGUUAUGUUCCCAUGAAAUACAAAAGCUACCUGAAGAAGAUGAAGAGGUUGGGGGAAUGGGGAGAUCAUAUCACUCUCCAAGCAGCGGCAGAUCGAUAUGGAGUAAAAAUAUGUUUGGUCACUUCUUUUCGCGAAAAUGGCUACAUUGAGAUCCUUCCCAAGGACAUACAACCUUCUAGAGAAUUGUGGCUGAGUUUCUGGAGUGAAGUGCAUUACAAUUCUCUAUACAAAAUCUAUUACAUUUUUGAAGUUGUGUUCUCUGAUGCAGAUCUAAUUUGGACUCGAUGGGUUCAACCGUUAUUUCUUACCACUAAAUCUAUUACAUUUUUGAAGUUGUGUUCAUAGUUAGAUAUUUGUUGAAAUCGUAGUGAUUCUCAAUCAUUCAAUUUUCCGUGGCAUAACUGAUGGGUUCAGUUGAACCGUUGAAUCCAUGUUCUACCCACCUCUACCUCUUGUGCUUCCGUUCAUCCUUGAGAAUGUCUUGGCUAUCAUUGGUUUCUGAUAUAUUGAGCAUAUCUUCUUAACUUGAUGUGCAACAGAGGUGCCUGCUAGAGUGUGCAGAAAGAAGCAUUGGCUUUUCUGAGGCUUUCACCAGCAAAAGUAUUGAGACACGACAUUUGAGCGUACUGCCUUGGAAGUAAAGCAUUUUACAUAGAGGUUACCCAAGAUUCGAAGUCAAUGUGUGUGGAGUACUAUUGCAGUCGCUACUCACUACUCUUAUGCGACAAUUACUGAGUACUUAAUAGUUGAUAUGAAUAUAUGUUUCAACAAUCCUAAUAUAUAUAUAUAUAUAUAUAUAUUUAUAUAUA